This is a messenger RNA of Symbiodinium necroappetens, 1248 nucleotides long. The record is from the annotation of a GenBank genome assembly. NCBI's taxonomy places the organism in Eukaryota, Dinophyceae, Suessiales, Symbiodiniaceae.
AUGAGUGGCUCAUAUCCGAUCCAAUGGUGCAGAGCCGUUGCUCGCAUUCCAGCUUGUGGCAUCAAUGAAACUGCUUCCGCCAGAUGGAAUCGUUUUCAGAAGCUGGGCGCAGCUGCGGCGAUGGCAGGAGCUGUGUCCUGGAUGUCGACGAAGCUCGUGAGGUGUGACACAGACCUAAAGCUGACGACCUACAAUGUCUUGUCACCUCGCCUGGCAUCACCACAACAGUACCCCUCCUAUGCACGCGAGGACUUGGCGAAAGAUUCUCGAUGGCCGAAAAUUCUUAGCCGGAUGCAGAAGGCCGUCGAUGACGACAGGAUCAUUGCAUUGCAGGAGGUCGACCUGGAAUGGGCAGGGAACCUUCACGCUUUCUUUGCAGAGCGCGGAUAUGCGGUGGUGUUUGCUCAGUAUGGCAAGCAAAUGAAUGGUUACAUGGGUGUGAUGAUGGCGUGGCCUACAAAAGUUUUUCAGGCCUUGGACGUGGAGCUCUGCAAGCUAACUGAUACAGCUCCGAAGCGAGUGUGGCCAAGAUCCGAAGCUGGUCCUCUUGCUCGUUUCGGAUACCUCACCUACCAGGGCUUGACGGACAUAUUGGGAUGCAGACCUCCAGAAUUCGAAACAGAGGGAGGGGAGUGGAAGCUUGCACAGGGUCGCAUGAACGAGGCUAUCCUGGUCAGGCUAAGACCCAGAGCGACAUCCUGUGAUUUCUGCGUUGCCACGCAUCACAUGCCGUGUUUGUUCGGCACGACGGAGAAGGUUCGAGCGGUGAACAUCCACAGCCAGCUUCUGCUGAACAGGCUGAAGCGGUUUGCAGCCGCCGAUGUCAAGAAAGGUUUCCAAGAGGCACCAGUUGCAUUGAUGGGCGACUUCAACAUCAAACCAGGCACAUCUUCCUAUCAUUUGAUCGAGAGUGGCGGCUCCAUAGCUACCGUCUCGAAGCAGGGCAGCAAGCAUGAAGUUCAUGGACUCGAACAACUGCCCAUUGCCGAGUUCCCCGAUGGCCUCAGAAGUGCCUACAAGGACUUUCAUGGACAAGAGCCAAUGUUUACAAAUUAUGCCAUGUCCGCAAUGAGCAAGGAGGCUUUCGUUGAUACCCUUGAUUACAUUUGGUUUAGUCCUGGGCGCCUCAAAGUGGUGGCGUGCCAGCAGCUGCCAAAGGAGACCGAGAAUGUCAACGGGCCGUUCCCCAAUGCAGAAGAACCAUCCGAUCACCUCCCACUGCAUGCAACUCUUCGAAUGUCGGAUUGA